CGACCGCUAACAAGGAUGCCGCCAGCCAAUCGGGAGCGAAGGCGUGAGGCGCCGUCGGGGUUGCUAAGCGACGCGCAGGGAAGGCGGAAAAUGGCGGCGGCGGCGAGGAGGCGAGGCGGCGGGAGCGCGGCGCUCGCCCGGGCGGCGGCUCAGCUGAGCGGGAGGGGCCGGCCGACCUGGAUUCGGGGCCCACCGGGUGGACAUCACCUCAAGGGACCCCCCGGAAGCGCCUUGUCCUCCCUGAGUGGAGACACUCCCCCCGGACUGAGCCGGGCAACUUCUCCAAGCCUCCUCCAGUCCCUGGACGAGUUGUUCUCCGGAGAGGCCGACCCGCCAAGCGACAUUUCCACUGGCAGCGAUUUCAGAGUCAACAUUUUGAGCCUGGAUGACUUGGCACCCACUGUGGCCUCCCGGGCGGAAGAAUUCAAAGAGGCGGUGACAGUGGAGGGCACCGGAAAGCCAAGGAAUGAGCCACGUACAGUCCUGAUCCAUGCUGCCACCCAGAGCGCCUUCAAGGUGCAGCGCGCCUUCUCAGAAGACGCUGUGAGCCUGGAAGAUGAGGCGGACGAGGAUCUGGGGGAAACCGACAUCUCUGAGCAGUUGAGCGACGCCUCCGUUGGGGUUUCCCUGGACGGCCCAGCGAGGGCCAGCAGCCCCGAAUAUUCUGAAGACUUUGAGUCUUACCCCUCGUCUGCCGAAGCCAACGACGCCGAGGGUCCAGCUUCCUCUUCCGAAGAGUUAUGGGGCCGUCAGGAGGGUUCUCUGCCAUCUACUCCCUCUGAUUUCUCUUCCCCUGGAAGCCUGGAGCCCCAAAGGAGGAGAUCCGUGCGGGACAAAGCCGUGCAGACGAGUACCUCUUCAUUUCCUUACCAGGAUUUGCACGCCCACCUGUACGCAGCGGACAUCCCGUGGAUGGGACAGACCCCAGGAGGGAGAGGCGCAGGAACCUCGCCGGGGAUCAGCUGCUGCCUAAGUCCAGACGUCUUGGAAGCAGGGACCACGACCAAUCCAGCGGCCUCGGCGCUGAAUGAGCUGUUGAGACAAAACGUGCUUCUGAUCUGUCAUUUUGUUGAAGCCAGCCGGCACCUCCACGCCUCCAUGGUGGCAUCGCUGGAGGAGGAAAACUUCCACUACCACACCCUGGAAGAAGCCAAAACGUACAUCAGCUGCCACAAGCCGCCCCCUCUGACCAUGGAACAAGCGUUGAGAGAACUGGAAGAAGAGGAGCGAGGGGGAAUUUAGAUGCCACAGCCCUUCCUAAACCAGGCAGGACGAGAGCCAGCUGUUGCGUUUGAACAGAAAGGCGGUGGCUGAGCUUUCAAGACGUGGCCGGUGGUUUUGCAAGCGGGACUGUGCAAUACAAAGAGAAUCAAGUACCACCGUAAUGGGAGGCGGGUGCAUCGCAUUCCCCAGGGUUUCUGAAGAAAGGCCAGAACCAGACAAGAACGUGCAAACAGACACACUCCCAGGGACAUUUCAGCUUUCCAGCUACAGAUGGGUCACUUUGUGCUGGGGAUAAAAACCUGUGUAACUGAGAUUAAAAACUAAAUUUCCCGAGAAAACAGAAACCAAGGGCUCCCCGCUCUCUCAAUAAACCUGAUCGCUGCAUAGGAAAAA
Molecule: messenger RNA, 1617 nt
Organism: Pogona vitticeps (central bearded dragon)
Lineage: Eukaryota; Metazoa; Chordata; Lepidosauria; Squamata; Agamidae
Gene: C7H19orf44
Product: chromosome 7 C19orf44 homolog
Source: RefSeq, a predicted model, not a curated record